Notothenia coriiceps (black rockcod) is the source of this 340-nucleotide messenger RNA. Its product is annotated as NADPH-dependent diflavin oxidoreductase 1-like. The transcript has 2 exons. The annotation marks the transcript as partial. Gene Ontology annotation, molecular function: flavin adenine dinucleotide binding; oxidoreductase activity; FMN binding. Gene Ontology annotation, cellular component: cytosol. The record is from RefSeq and is a predicted model, not a curated record. NCBI's taxonomy places the organism in Eukaryota, Metazoa, Chordata, Actinopteri, Perciformes, Nototheniidae.
GUUCUCUGCGGGUGACGUGGUGAUGAUGUAUCCGUGCAACGCUCCAGAAGACGUUCAGCAAUUCUGUGAACUGCUGAGGUUAGAUCCAAGGGCCACGUUCUCUCUAAGGGCCACAGGCAGCACUGCAGUCCCGCCCCGCCUCCCUCAGCCCUGCUCUGUGCGCCACCUGGUGGAGAAACACCUGGACGUGGCGGCCGUGCCUCGACGCUCCUUCUUUGAACUGCUUUCUACCUUCGCCACCAACGAGGUGGAGAAGGAGAAGCUGCUGGAGUUCAGCUCGGCUGCCGGCCAGGACGAGCUGCACUCGUACUGCAACCGGCCGAGACGCAGCGCUCUGGAG